Messenger RNA from Paramecium tetraurelia, 618 nucleotides. RefSeq lists its product as uncharacterized. Lineage: Eukaryota; Ciliophora; Oligohymenophorea; Peniculida; Parameciidae. The transcript has 2 exons. The record is from RefSeq and is a predicted model, not a curated record.
GUACUCUUUAAAAGAAAAAAAAGAAAUGGAAGAAUUAUUGAUGUUCUCUGCUUAGAACAAACUCACAUUUGCUUAUAAUAGGAACACAAUGCUAAUUCAGACAGAAUUAAAAAUAAAAAAUAUCUCAUAGAAUAUACUUGAAAUUCAAAUAGAAUUGUCGAAUCCUCAAAAUUAUAAGAUAAAACCGAAUAACUUUUACAUCAAAAAACAAGAAACAAGGGUAGUAGAGAUAACUCAAUUAAAUUAUGUUCCUAUGAGAUUGGAUGAAAGAGCAAAAAUCAUGUACAGAACCAUAUUAGAGAAUUCUACAACUUCUAGAAAAAACACAUAGACGGUUUAUCAUUUUUACAAAUACUUUUUCUUUGAGUUGUCUAGUCGUAAAAAGAGCUCUUUAAACGAUGAGAGUAGCAAUUUUACUUAAGUGAGAUAACCAGAACAGAGACAACUUUAGAGUGUGAUUGAGGUGAAUGAUUCUCUAAAUUAUUGGCAAUUAGUCACUCUCACGGUGUCUAUUAUUGUAAUAAUAUUUGCAGUAUUUAAUUGGCUGUAUAAAAAAUUUAUAAAGAGGGAUUAUUGACUUAAUUUUAAUUUUGGUUUAAAUAAAAAUUAUUAUAUAAA